AUGGAUGAUUUAAAACUCUCCUAUGAGAUCGAUAAGCUGGAUGAUAUAGUAGAAGAAAGAACAAGGCUGAUAACGGUUCUAGGAAUUCAACCGUCAUCCCGGGAUAAUGUUAGCCUAAAGAAACAAUUAAGUAGGACGUUAGAUCAGCUUAAUGAGUCCUCAGAUGAUGACAAAGUUGCUGAUUCCUUUCAAAGGUAUGCCACACAAUACUCCGAGAUACUACAAAAGAUUACCGACAGCGGCAUAGAUACUUCACUGUAUGAAUUUCAAAUUCCAAUCAAACCGCAAUCUUCAAGCAGCAGCAGCAAUGGAUCUUUGUCCCGAGAUUUACCCAAGAAAGUGCGAUUCAAGGACGAGAAUUUAGUCACUUAUAGUGACGUAGAGCAAUUCAAGCCAUACCAUGAUGAUAUCUCGCUGGUACGAGAGAGCACUGAUACUCAAGAACAAGAUAGGAAAAACCUGAUGCCAGAGGUGGAACCUCCUUCGCAUAAUGUGAUAUCCCCAAGUUUGUCAAAUCAAGAGAUAUUUGUUCAGCAACAGCAACAGUUGCUUGAACAGGAUACAUACCUCAGCUCACUCUCCGAAUCAGUACAUAGAUCGCAUGCCAUCUCUUUAGAUAUCAACGAUGAGGUUGUUGAGCAAAAUGAUCACGUACUUCAAGAUUUGGAGAGCCUUGUGGAUAACAGUGGCAGAAACCUGGAUCGGGCUAAGAGAAGGCUGGAGACUUUUGAAAGGACCGCCAGGGAGAAUGGACCUUGUUUCAUCAUUGUUCUUCUAGUGAUUAUUCUUUUAAUUCUUUUGAUACUACUAUAA
This is a messenger RNA of Torulaspora delbrueckii, 813 nucleotides long. It is a transcript of the gene SYN8, whose product is annotated as syntaxin. The transcript has a single exon. The record is from RefSeq and is a predicted model, not a curated record. Gene Ontology annotation, cellular component: SNARE complex; endomembrane system. NCBI's taxonomy places the organism in Eukaryota, Fungi, Ascomycota, Saccharomycetes, Saccharomycetales, Saccharomycetaceae. Gene Ontology annotation, molecular function: SNAP receptor activity; SNARE binding. Gene Ontology annotation, biological process: intracellular protein transport; vesicle fusion. The coding region runs from base 1 to 813 and encodes 270 amino acids.